Molecule: messenger RNA, 798 nt
Organism: Juglans microcarpa x Juglans regia
Lineage: Eukaryota; Viridiplantae; Streptophyta; Magnoliopsida; Fagales; Juglandaceae
Exons: 3
Coding region: 170-481 (103 amino acids)
Source: RefSeq, a predicted model, not a curated record
UCUCUGUCGGUUUCUGUGUGAAUCAUUGUCCGAGGCUAUAACAGCUGAGAACAAGAAGUGCUGUGCCGAUUGCAAGACCACGAAGACCCCCUUGUGGAGAGGGGGGCCUGCUGGGCCCAAGUCAUUAUGUAACGCCUGUGGGAUCAGAUACAGGAAGAGGAGGAUUUCUAUGGUGGGUUUGAGCUACGGAUCAUAUAGGAAAAGAGACAAGUCACACUGUCAUAGUACUUCUUCUGUUACCACCACCCCCACUGCUGCUGAUACAACCACGUACACUGCUAUAACUGUUGAUAGUGGUGGUGGCGGAGACCUUAGUGUGUCCUUGAAAACGAAAUUAAUGGCGUUGGGUAAGGAUUUGUUGCUGCAAAGGUCACCAUCAGUGAUGAAGAAACAGAGGUGGCAGAGGAGGAGGAAGUUGAAGGAGGAAGAACAAGCAGCCGUGUCUCUGAUGGCACUGUCCAGUGGUUCUGUUUUUGCCUGAAAGGAGUAAAAAGAACACAAAGGGCAUAAAGAUUAAAAAACAGAAAAAAAAAAAAAAAAAAAAAAAAAAACCCAACCAACCAACCAACACUGCAUCACAUAUACCUUUUGUUGCCCUUUUAGCUUACUGUAGCGAAAUUCCCCUUUGAUGUUAUUUGGGUUUUUCAAAUACAGAAGAAUAUGAAUGGAAUAGUCAGGAAAAUAGGCAGUCAUAUAGUUAGUGUUUAGGGAAUGAUAUUCCUGUCUUUGGUAUUACUUCUUUAAUUAUAAUGUACAUGUUCUCGGAAGUAAUGGUAUAUAUGAUCUUUCAUUUCGAUA